CGCCGCCGUCGCAACGUUCCACUCGCCGGCACAGCAAACAGCUCAUCCAUGGCUAUCUCAGGAAGCUCCAACGGCUAUACCACGGCGGCUUUAGCCUUUACACUCGCCGUAGUAUCUGUAUCUGCUGCCGUCUCGCUGUGUAGAUGGCGAAGACGAGGACAAGAUUUGGAAUAUAGGAUUGAGGAACUUGAGAAGUCUUUGGGAUCCACCAUGGAGAAAAGUGCUUCUGAGAGAAAAGGUCGAGUUAAAGCUCAGCAGGCUUUACGGGAGGCGUUAGCACAGACUGAGUCACAUGAUUUACACAGCACAAUAUACCCGUUGCGACCAAUUGGCACUAUACAGUCUUGCUUCUCUACUAGGAACGGGACACCGAGGCAGCCAUUGCUUGUUUCUCUUGCGAGGGCAUGUUUGGUCUUUGAUCCGGCUUUGGUUCCUCCUGCGUCUCUUGAGGGUCUCGAAGAGUAUUCUCAUUGCUGGAUACUAUACGUGUUUCAUCUCAACACUGAUAUCGAGAAGCUAUGGAGAAAGCCAUCUCAGUCGAAGCUCAAGGCAAAGGUGAGAGUGCCAAGGCUAAAUGGGGAAAGGAAGGGAGUCUUUGCUACUCGAUCCCCUCAUCGACCUUGUCCCAUUGGCCUCACCGUUGCUAAGGUGGAGGAAAUCCAAAAGGAUAAGGUUCUGCUCUCUGGUGUUGAUCUGGUGGAUGGGACUCCGGUGCUCGACAUCAAGCCUUAUUUACCAUACUCGGACAGUAUUCAAGGAGCCUCAGUGCCAAACUGGGUAAAGGAGGACUGCUUAUUGGCUGUGGCUUCUGUGACAUUCUCAGAGACCUUCUCUUCCUCCAUCACCAGCUGCUGGAAACUGAUAGAAAAGAAGUCUCUCUAUGGUUCAGCAGAUGAGUUUAGGAGCUUGAUCAUGCAGGUCCUGUCAUGGGACAUACGAUCAAUGUCGCAACGGAACAAGCCACAAGAUACAUUGGAUGUGGAAAUCGUUUAUCACUUGGUUCUGGAGAAACUAGACGUGUCUUACAUGAUAGAUAAUGAAAGUAAUAUUCUCGUUCAAGAUGUUUCUCUUCCCAAAAACCUGCAAGAUUUUGCCGGAAGCUGAUAUUUGUAAAGAUUUUUUGGAUCCUCUAGACAUGAAAUUUCGAUAAGAGUAGCUUUCCCUUGGCAAGAGCAUUCACCUUCUCUUACAUUAAAUACUGUUAUAAUUU
Molecule: messenger RNA, 1210 nt
Organism: Arabidopsis arenosa
Lineage: Eukaryota; Viridiplantae; Streptophyta; Magnoliopsida; Brassicales; Brassicaceae
Source: the annotation of a GenBank genome assembly